This is a messenger RNA of Nerophis lumbriciformis (worm pipefish), 2661 nucleotides long. RefSeq names its product protein FAM171B-like. Lineage: Eukaryota; Metazoa; Chordata; Actinopteri; Syngnathiformes; Syngnathidae. The record is from RefSeq and is a predicted model, not a curated record.
UUUAUAUACAAAUAUACGACGCAAAUGUUUAAAAGCAACAAAAAGUGUCGCGAAGGCGAAUAAAGGGGAGGAGUUUGUCUUUCAGGAGGCUGUCAGGAGUUGACAUGGACGCACUAAAACCACACUAUUUAAUAUAACAACUUACUGCUUUUAUUUCAAAAACAGUCGGCCGUCAUUUGUCGACGAAAAUGUUCGUCUUCUUGUUUUUGUCGGCGUUGUUGUUUUUCGGCAGCCCAACGCCGGCGGAGCUCGCAGUGACCGCUGGAAGCCCAACUGGGUCUUUAGAUGUCGACCACAGGAAGUUUUCUCACAGAAUCACCGAGAAGAAGGUGGAAGCGUCUCAUCCUCCAUCAGGUUCUAACUUCAACCUGAAGGUCCAGGUCACUGAAUUGCUGAGUCAUCAGUACCUGAGCCGGGCCAAAGUGGAUGUUUAUGUCAACUACACCAUCAGCAGCACAGCUCUCACUGGGCCGGAGGGCGGUGCUUUGCUCCAAGUACCUUUCCAAACUGGAUUGCCCAUCGCGGUUGUGGCCAGCAGGGACGGCUACGUCUGCACAGUGUUGCCAUACAGAAUCGUCAGGACGCCAAUAUUUUCCUCAGUGACCAUGCCACUGGUCGGCCUCACUCAAGGAAACAUCUGGCUGUUUGAAGACACUUUCCUGAUCACUGACAAAACAUCUGAUGCUUCAUUGAAUCCCAUUGUCCAGUUUCCAAAGAGCCUCCUGAACCUGACGGAGAGCAGCAACAUCACUUCUUUUCAAGCCUACUUGACGAUCCCCAGGUUCCCUUCAGAGGACGGCGACUUCCUCAGCACUUUGGGAAUCAUAAGCAGUCCAUCAGGAUAUAUCAGCAUGGAGUUGACUCCAGUGGCGGCCGUCAGUGUGCGACUCUUCUCCGGCGACACUGAAUUGCAUAUCAGCGGACCCAUAAAGAUCAGCCUAACUCUUCCUGACAGCUGUGGACUUCAGUCUUCCAAUGUAGUUCCAGCAUGGUUAUAUAACCACACUACUGGUGGAUGGAUGCGACAGGGAUUGGGGACUGUGGCGUCAAUAGAUGGGAAACUGAGGUGGACAUGGACCGCUCCUCAUCUUGGUUACUGGAUUGCUGCACCUGUGCCAACUAGUGGAGAUAUCUUUGGGACUGGCAUCCUGACUGACUUCUUCGUCCAUUACUCAACAUACCUGAUUGGUGGCCUGGGAGGAGUAUUUUGUAUUUUCGCCUGUCUAAUCGCUGGAUUGAUCAAAUUUCAGAGACGCUCUGCGAGGGAAACCAAGGUGAAGCAGAUCCUUCCACUGACGAGGAAAGACCAAUCCACCGCCACGUGCAACAGUGACGACGUCGAAGGGUCGCUUGGUGAUGUCACUCAAUCUCAGCAUGGCCUGAAAGAAUUAUUUACUGAAAUGAGUGAUAACCAACGCAAUGUUACUCUCUCCAUCUAUAAUGCCAAUAUUAUAGCCAAUCCCGAUGCUUUGGCCGCGAGAGCCGAACCCAACGACCCGAUUCCUUCACGCACCGCAGAGAUGAUGAAGGUCCCGGCGUCCUUAGCAGACAAUUUAUUAUUUUACAACCAGCCUGUUGCCAUUCUUCACGCUUCAGCAUUUUUCCAAGUGGAUGAGCAAAUGGAGCAUCCCUGCUGGAAUAAGAGUGCCACGCGGCCGCUGGCGGCGGAUUUUUGCUGUGAUUCCGAGGAAAAACAUCCGUCCACUGUCUCCACCGCCAUGCAGAAGCACGAGGGAGAAACUAAAGUUGACAAAUUGAGCGAUGCUCCGGUUCCAAUUUCCCCAAACAAAUCUCGGAGCCAGUGUGGUCUUCUGGAAUCCGCUUCAGUCCCAGAGACCAUGAGUAAGAUGAAGAGCAGCAGACACUCCAUGGAUGCUGCGACGGAACUUUCCAGGACGCCCUCGUCUCAACCGCCCCGGGCCUGGUUCGUGACCCUGGAGGGCAAACCUGCGGCCGAGAUCCAUUACGCCGUGGCGGAGCAGCAGAGGAGGCGGAGAGCGGCGGAAAGCCAAGAGACUAGUUUGGAUUCGGGGGUGGAUAUGAUCGAGGUGAACCAGACGCCCGGAAGGAGGUCCGUCACUCUGGAGCGGAACGCCACUUUUGUGAAGAGAACAUCCAGCAGCAAACACACCACGUCACAGUGAAACAAGAAGAUGUAGAAAUGUUCUCUCACGGUCACGCGUCUAUGCUGAAUCGGCGGUUUAUUAGUGCAGUCGAACCCGUUUAAGUCCACUGUUUCGUCGAGCUACAGUGGAACCUGGAUUUACAAAGCCCUUUAUUUGCGAACAUUUCCAUUUACAAACUUUUAGGUGGCGCCAAAUAUGCCUCUGCAUUAGGGAUGUCCCGAUCCAGGUUUUUGCACUUCCGAUCCGAUACCGAUAUUGUUUUUGCACUUCCGAUCCGAUACCGAUACUGACCGAUACCGAUACUGACCGAUACUGGCCUAUCCGAGCAUGUAUUAAAGUUUAAAGUUAUUUAGCCUACUUAGUUGUCAGAAUCAUGUUGAAAAGGGUUUUAGUACUCUUGAUAACAACUAGCCAGCUGAAUUAGGGGAGUUUGAAUAAUCCACAAUGGUUGGUAACAAGAAACUGACCUGUUUAUUCAAGGAUAAACACAAAAUAGACAAAAUUAUACAUGACAAACAGAAAUGGCAUCAUUGAA